AGACCAGUGAUAUGUGGCUGAAGCUGUAACAAGCCCUUUCUGAGAAGACUUUCCAAGAAAGCAUCACACAGGAAGGAAAGAGCAAGUUGUGAGUUCUCGGCCGCUGCUGCAUGCAGACUUCUAGGCAGAUGUCUGGCAUGAGCUAGGUCCAAUAGCCCGUAUACAUCCUGCUGACAUACCUGUCACGAGAAGCUUCUCCGAGACAGCAUGAAACCUGACAAUACCACAACUGCGCUGUGGUUGAAGGUCACUUACAUCUCCAUGGAGGUUGUCAUCGGGCUCUGCGCUGUAGUGGGCAACAUGCUGGUCAUCUGGGUGGUGAAGCUGAACCCCAGUCUGAGGACCACCACCUUCUAUUUCAUAGUCUCUCUAGCACUGGCUGACAUUGCUGUCGGGGUGCUGGUCAUGCCUUUGGCUAUAGCUGUCAGCCUGGAAGUGGAGAUGCACUUCUAUGCCUGCCUUUUCAUGUCCUGCGUGCUUUUGAUCUUCACCCACGCCUCCAUCAUGUCCUUGCUGGCCAUUGCCGUAGACCGAUACCUGCGGGUCAAGCUGACAGUCAGGUUUAGAGUUCCAUCCCUGAGAUCCUCCAUUCUUACUAUUCCAGCUGAAGUUUACUUCCUUAUCAUGGAGCACUUCAUUCUGCUCUCCUUGGCUCUCAUUUCAGAUGCCAUGGUCAUGGAUGAAAAGGUGAAGUCAGGUGUUGAGUUGGAUACAGUUUCUGCUAACUGUAACUACGAUGCCCACUACAAGGACCACACCAAGUACUGGUGCCGGGGCUAUUUCAGGGAUUCGUGCAACAUUAUCGCCUUCACCCCUAACAGCACCAACCGUGUGGUCCUGAAGGACACAGGAAGCAAACUCAUCAUCACUGUGUCCUGCCUGGUCAAGGAGGACACAGGCUGGUACUGGUGUGGCAUCCAGCGGGACUUUGCCAGAGAUGACAUGGAUUUUACACAGCUGAUUGUGACUGACAACAGAGGCGGUCGGGCCAAUGGGUUUUCACCUGGUAAAGAGACUGGCAAGGGAUCUUUGAAGGACCCUUCAGGGAACAGGAACCGGAGCUGCAGGACUUCCAAAGCUAUCCAAAAGGCAGAGGGCUCCAGAAUGUCCAUUUUGAUCAUUUGCAUACUGAUGACCGGUUUGGGGAUCAUCUUUAUAAUCAGUCAUUUGUCCAGGGGAAGGAGAAGCCAAAGGAAUAGAGGAGUAGGCAACGAUUUGAAGUUCUUCCCACAUGUCCUGACCAAGGAAAUGGCUCAAACUGAACACGUGACUGAAGAUUUCUUUCAUUUAGUUCCCAAAUUGAUGUAGUUACAGUUGAAUCUCCAUGACAACUAGCCUGCAUCUCAGAGGCUGAUUCUGACCUUUCUGGAUUACUAAAGGACUCUCUGACCUUGAAGCAAUCUUUCGUGGCAAGGUGACAACAGUGAUGGUCAGAAGAGUGAUCACAGACCUCGCCAAGCAAAGCUGCCAUUGGAUAACAUCUCCAGACCUUAGCAUUUAUUAGCUGGAGUGAAGAAGAGGUACAGAGUCUGGGAUAAGGGGAAAUGACUUGUAUUUUAUUUAUCAGCCAAUAAAUAUCCAAAUAGUGUUGAAA
Messenger RNA from Phodopus roborovskii (desert hamster), 1594 nucleotides. Its product is annotated as transmembrane domain-containing protein TMIGD3-like. Gene Ontology annotation, cellular component: plasma membrane. Gene Ontology annotation, molecular function: G protein-coupled receptor activity. The record is from RefSeq and is a predicted model, not a curated record. Gene Ontology annotation, biological process: G protein-coupled receptor signaling pathway. NCBI's taxonomy places the organism in Eukaryota, Metazoa, Chordata, Mammalia, Rodentia, Cricetidae.